Molecule: messenger RNA, 243 nt
Organism: Cooperia oncophora
Lineage: Eukaryota; Metazoa; Nematoda; Chromadorea; Rhabditida; Trichostrongylidae
Source: the annotation of a GenBank genome assembly
AUGGCAAAGUUUGAGGAAGGAACUGAAAGCGAAAUUGCCCACUACUACAAUGACAUUGAAACGAUGAGACUUGUGAACGCUAUGGCGAACAUAAUUGGGAUUCCAGUGGAAGAGGUAUGGGAAGCUUACGGCGGCUUUCUUAUUCAGUUUACAAUGGAAACAGGCUGGGAUGAGUUACUGCGUGCUAUGGCAAGAGAUUUGGAAGUAGGUGGAUACUCUACAACUUGCACUGUGACAUUUUGA